AUGGCUGCCAUGGGGUCCACCACUGCCUCCACCCCUUCUAAUUCCUAUGACGUCGUAUGCCCUUAUCCAAGCAAUUUCCCAUUUCCAUGGCUGCAAAACCGGUCUCUCUGUUUCGGUGUUCUCGACUCAGCUCGCGGCUUUGAUAGCUCCUUCUACGGCAAGUGUGAGGUUCAUGACCAAGUGGUUAGCUACGAUGGUUGCAAGCGCAACUUUCACCUCACCUGCCCCGGAAUGCGCGGCCGCCAAGUUGUGAAUUUGGAGGAAUAG
Molecule: messenger RNA, 267 nt
Organism: Prunus armeniaca (apricot)
Lineage: Eukaryota; Viridiplantae; Streptophyta; Magnoliopsida; Rosales; Rosaceae
Source: the annotation of a GenBank genome assembly